GUCAUACCGUAGCAAGAAACAUGGCGGCUGCUGCGCUCGUUAGCCGUCCUGCGAGUGUCCUUCCCAGGAUUUCUAGUGAGUAACACCAAAACAUGCAAUUUUAGAAUAUAUAAAUGCCCUGAUAACUGCACUGUUGAGAGAAAGUGGAAAGAAUCAUGUUUAGCCUGAACACAGGAUCGUUUUUAAGCGACAUUGCAACCCUCUGUGACCCUGUUUGUGCUAUGACCUAGCUAAGUUAGCGAGCUAGCUAGGUAACUAACAGUAGCCGGUUAGCUAACUAACGCUUGCCGACGAAUACGACUAACUAGGUAGCGCUCUAUUUUCUAGCACCAUGUCAUUUGCAAACAAGUAAAAAGCUAUGUUCCUGACAGUCCUGUAUAUCCAUUUUGGCAGUCAUUACCAAUUUCUAAAGUUAUUUGCAUCACUUUCACUGGAUUAACACCACGGCCAAACAGUUAGCUAGCUAUCUCUCAAUUUACCUAGUUAGUUAGCCAGCUAGCUAACGUUAGCUAGCUAGUUCGUCUAGAUAGACAGUGGUUGUCAAUAUGCAUGCCAGGUAAUGUCUGCUGUUUACUGUGGUACCUAGUUAGUGGACCUUCGUUGUAUCCCAGUGACCAAUACUAAGGUUAGUUAAAAGUAGCUUUGGGACGCAACAUCGGUAGUCUGUGUAUUGGUUGGGCUCCCUGAGUUGUGUAUCAUAUUGCUGUUGAGUUAGACAACGGGCUGCCAUUAAACCACGCACUUCACGCGAGAAAUCUACCACUGUUUACACAGCAGGAAUAUGGUGAGGGUCACGUUUCACUUUACGUCUGGUAAGUAGACUUCCUAGAGAUUAUACAUAUGCCUUUGUUGACAGGAAGCAUUUUUUUAGGUGUAGCCGGCUAUAUUCUGGUAGGGUUGUUUUCCGUCGCCACCCACCAGAAGGAUUCACAACUCAGGAAGUCCAACUGAUACAGACUCCCGAUGUUGUGUCCCAAAACUAGUUAAAAGAUCUGUUUGUGGCAUCCCGAGUGGCGCAGCAGUCUAAGGCACUGCAUUGUCACUACAGACCCAGGUUUGAUCCCAGGCUGUGUCACAGCCGGCCAGGUUAGGGAAAGUUUUGGCCAGCCGGGAUUUCCUUAUCCCGUCGCGCUCUAGCGACUCCUUGUGGCGGGCCGGGAGCCUGCAAGCUGACUUCGGUCGCCAGCUGGACGGUGUUUCCUCCGACACAUUGGUGCGGCUGGCUUCCGGGUUAAGCAAGCAGUGUGUCAAGAAGCAGCGCUGCUUGGCAGGGUCGUGUUUCGGAGGACGCAUGGCUCUUGAAUUUCGCCUCUCCCAAGUCCGUAGGGGAGUUGCAGCGAUGGGAACAAGACUGUAACUACCAAUUGGAUAUCACAAAAUUGGGGAGGCAAAAAAAAAAAAAUCUGUUUGUGAUCUCUGGCAACAUCGCUAACUAGGCCUAUGUUUUUGAUUGGUUGACAAUUUCUGAUUUGGGGAAUUUGACUACAGCAUCCUCUGCACUGCUCCCUGCAGGUUCCUGCUCCCCUGUUGUGCUGUCAGCCAUCCCUGUGACAGUCCAGCAGAGGAAGGUCCACCAUGCUGUCAUCCCCAGAGGGAAAGGGGGCCGCUCCUCCUCCAGUGGGGUAGCAGCCACAGUCUUCGGAGCCACCGGCUUCCUGGGCAGAUAUGUUGUCAACCGCCUGGGUAAGUUUCACAAUCAUCAGUCCCAAAGGCUUCACAUGAUAACCUUUCAAAUGACAUGGCAGCUCUGUGGUCCUCUUCUACUUAUGUCGUAUGUUUCUAUGUGAUUGUGAAGGAUGCCUUCAUUUGUUUGGUUAUGUGGCAAUCCUUUUUGGAUACACUGUAGUGACUAUAUACAAGGGUUUCCUAUGGGGCAGUUAUGUGUUUGUUGACCUGUCAGGUGGUUUUGCAGGUCGUAUGGGUUCUCAGAUUGUGAUUCCUCACCGGUGUGACCAGUAUGACCUCAUGUACCUCAGGCCCAUGGGGGAUCUCGGCCAGAUCAUCUUUAUGGUGAGAGAAAUACUAUUUAUCGGAUGUGACGUUUCAAACCAUUUCACUUUGAAGUCCCUUAAUCUCUUCAUCUGUUAGCUAAGUGUUGUUUUUUCUCAUGCCAAGUUAUGCCACGCCUCAUAUGUUCCCCUCCACCUUGCUUUAUUUCAGGAGUGGGAUGCCAGGAACAAGGAUUCUAUCAGAGAAGCAUUGGCGCACUCCAAUGUGGUUAUCAACUUGGUGGGACGAGAGUGGGAGACGAAGUAUGGCCCAAACUAGACUUUUUAGAAAAAUACAUUGUUCCUAAAAAGAACCCACUGGUGGUGAACAUUCACAUAAAGAGUUGCUCCAUCAAUAUAUGAAUCUCCCUACUUUUAACUACACCAGUGAGGCUUGACUUACUCCCUAGUGGAGCAAAGGACCUCAAUAGUGCUUCCACCAUUAGGUACACUUAUUUUACAGCUUUCUGCUAAAUGUUUGAUGUACUUGGCUGUACUCCGUGUUCUGUUCUUCCUCUUUCUGUUUAUAAAGGAAUUAUCCCUUUGAGGACACCUACGUGAGCAUCCCUCAGCAGAUUGCCAAGGCCACCAGGGAGGCAGGCAUCACAAAGCUGAUCCACAUAUCUCACCUCAAUGCUGACAUCCGCAGCCCCUCCAAAUACCUUAGGAAUAAGGUACUGGCCAAUGCAGGGCUUGGUUGAACUCUUUCAGUGUCACUUGAACAUAUUUCAUUUUAGUUUCAAAAAUAUUUAUUUGCCUGAUAUGUGUAACAAUUAUGAAAAUGCAGACGGUUGAAAAUCGGUAAAGCUUGACAUUUGGUUUAAUAUGUCAUUAUGAAGUAAUAAUGUGUAAUGUGUGUGAUAUUACCUUGCAGGCAGUAGGUGAGACGGCAGUGAGAGAAGAGUUCCCUGAUGCCAUCAUCAUGAAGCCCGCUGAGAUGUUUGGAAGGGAAGACAGAUUCUUCAACCAUUUUGCCAGUGAGUUAGCAGAGCAUAGAGUUAAUUUCCGUGUGGCCCAGUGUAAAAACUGUUAAAAAGUGAAAUUAUCUUUUAUUUGUGACACUAAGCAGACCGUGUCAAUAUUUGUGGGAUCAUGUUGGCAUAAUUACAGUCUUCGUUGACUGUAUAGGACUGCAAACUGUGGAGUGAGCUGUUUGUUGCAUGGUUGAACACUUGAAUUUGCAGUGUGCGGAAUUUAAGUCAAAAUAAAGAUUUGUUUAAGGUCAUCUAACAGCUCCAAUUGGUCUUGAUGCGAUGCUAUUAUCGUUUAAAACAGGAUGAGUUCUCAGUCAUUGUUUUGAAUUCGUCCUCCCCCCAUCCUUGUUGCACAGACAUGCGUUGGUUUGGGAGUGCUGUGCCUCUCAUCUCCAUGGGGAAGAAGACAGUGAAGCAGCCUGUUCAUGUGAGUGUGUCUGUCCUCGUGAUGUCAGCUCUGUGUACCCUUGCUGCUUCUAUGAGCCCAGUUACUCAACAGACUCACUCUGCUUCGGCUCUUCUCAGGUGGUGGAUGUGGCAAAGGCUAUCAUCAGCGCCAUCAAAGACCCUGAUGCUAAUGGCAAGACAUAUGCACUAGUCGGGUAAGGACUUGAUAUGGGCUUGACUUUUGUCAAUUUUUUUAGGAAUGUGUCAAUUGAAAUUAAUCAGUUCAGGAAAUUAAGUAAAAUUCAAUCCAUUGAUUAGAAACUGUUCAUUAUCAGUGAAUACAAGGUUAACCUAGUAUAAAUCAUGAAAACGAUUGUUCAUCUCAUUGUUGAGUUGCUCUUUGUGUGCCAUGGGUUUGUAUCUUGUUCUCAUCCAGGGAUGGGACUUUGCUUGAAUCUAAGAUAAAAUAGAUGAUUGUGUAAUGGCCGUUUCAUUCUCAUACAUGCAGUACAUUAUUUUAAAAGGUCAGUAGCAACCAACCUGUUUGUCAGCCAUUUGGUUAGGUUUGUUUUGUUUUUCUACCACACAGACCUAACCGUUAUCUCCUUCAUGAUCUGGUGGAGUACGUGUAUGCUGUGGCACACAGGCCCUUUGUGCCCUACCCCUUCCCACGCCCUCUCUAUCAGUGAGUAUGCACCCACUGCUGGUUCUGCAUGGUAACCUCAAUUAGCCUCAAAAGAACAUGUACUGUAUAGGCUGUCUGAUGAGGUUGUUUGCCAAGCUGUUAGUUGUUUAGAACACAUAGCCUCACGCUAGACCAGUGGGUGUGAGAUGGCAAGGCACAAGGAAGCUUGGUUGGUUUGUUUAAAUGCAGUCCUUUCACAUACUGUGUGAUCAAAAUGUCUUACCUUUGUGUCUGGUUUCAGUCUUGUUGCAAGUUUCUUUGCAAUGAACCCAUUCGAGCCUUGGACAACUCCUGACAAAGUAGAUCGGGUAAGAAAAUGCAACAAACAGCAAAGUAUAAACCGCCUUGUAAAGCUUAUUUUAUUUUACACAAAUGAAUGUCUUAUGAUGGAUUUGUGUGAUGACAUGAAUAUGUUUGUUCCAGUUCCACACCACAGAUAUGAAGUAUCCAGGGCUUCCUGGCUUGGAGGACCUGGGCAUCGUCCCUGCCUCCGUAGAGCAGAAGGCCAUCGAGAUCCUGCGUCGCCACCGCCGCUUCCGCUUCCUGGAGGCUGAGCUGGCCGAUACCAAGCCGGCCAAGACAGUUAACUAUUGAGUAGCUCGUCUAUCUGCCCAGCACCACCACCAUAACCACAGGCUGAUCCUCCUAUACAGCUGUGCUGUCUUCUUUUACAAAUAUUCUGUACAUAAAUAAAAGAUAGUCUAAAACUA
Molecule: messenger RNA, 4744 nt
Organism: Coregonus sp. 'balchen'
Lineage: Eukaryota; Metazoa; Chordata; Actinopteri; Salmoniformes; Salmonidae
Source: the annotation of a GenBank genome assembly